AUGGCCGUUAACGAGAUUUCGAGCCAAAUAUUGAACGAAAUAAAUCCUAACGUUACACCUAUAUCAUCAACUGUUGUCGAAAAAGUUCCAACACCAACUUUUGAUUAUGCUGAAUUUUUACGUGGUUUUGAUUAUUACGACGUGUAUCAAGCGAUUGGAAUCUGGUAUGCAUAUCAAACUUGCGAUAAAAAACAAUUAAUGAAGUUUGAUAGAUUCUCAAAGAACGUAGGUGAUAGUGAAUAUUGUAAACUUAUACUUACUCGGGAACUUGUUAAGUACAUUGUCAGUCGUUCUCCAACAAUUGAUUAUCUAGCUUUGGAUGCUGAACGAAAAAUUCCACUUGAUUAUUGGUCAUUUUCUCGUUUUCCUGGUGCUAGAAAUUGCCUAUCCUAUUUACGAACAUUUGUAUGUCGUGGAAGUUCAAAUAAGCUAGAUGUUUAUACUUCACUUGCACAAUGGUGUAAUAGCAUUGAAUCAAUGACACUUUAUGAAAUUGGUGAUGAUGAUCCUAAAGCUGAAGCGUUAUCAAGUUUAAUCCAAGGUCAGCGUAGGCUUUGUAAAUUUAUUCUAUGGGGUGGAACAAGUAAUCAAUUACCUCAAAUCAUUCAUGCUUUGACUUUCCAUGGUUUCGGACUUAAAUAUCUGGAAUUUCGAUUUUGUAAUUUUGAACAAUGCCAACAACCUCUUGACACCAUUGCAAUGUCAUGUACUGAGAUAACUACUCUUAAAUUUAUUCAAUGUGGUGAUCUUCAAAGUAAUAUUACUCCAAAUUUGUUGAAUCCAAUAUUUCCUGAUCUCGAGGUCUUGGAUUUACAAGGAACACAAAUUCCAUCUGAAGCUUUAGAGACAAUUUUCAAAUGUGCAAAUAUUGAUCUACGAAAAAUUAAUAUAGAAAAAACGGAAAGUCGACAUUCUCGAAUAAUAGAAAGUAUAGCGAAUAAUUGCACGAACGUUACAAAGAUCAAAGCACGGUUGACAAAAGAUAAAAUGACACAACUUUCUAAACUAUUUCAAUCAUGUAUUAACCUCGAAAGUUUAACCUUAUACGGUCCAUUACCCGAUCGAUUAUACAUUUUUACUCAAGAUGCAAGUGAUGAUCUAUUGGUUAAUCUUCGUGAAAUAGUUCCUGCUACAUUAAAAGAAUUAGCGUUAAAAACUGAUUGUGCCUUUACCGCAUCAGCUAUAGAAAUAUUUCUUAGAGAUUGCCAUGCAGAUUUAAAUAGAUUAGAAUUUAUUUCUUAUGGAAGUGUAUGGCAACAUUUAAAUGUUAUUAAGAAAUAUGCAAAAAGGCGAGGAUUGAAAAUAAAAGAACAAGUUGCAGGAAAUUAUAGUGAAUUAUUGAUGAGAGAAUUAGGUCAUAUUAUUGUAGAAUUUGAGAAUUUGGAAUAA
This is a messenger RNA of Racocetra fulgida, 1389 nucleotides long. The record is from the annotation of a GenBank genome assembly. NCBI's taxonomy places the organism in Eukaryota, Fungi, Glomeromycota, Glomeromycetes, Diversisporales, Gigasporaceae.